CGUCACUCGAGCUCUGAAAAUGGCUGAGUCGGAAGAGGAGGUGGAUGUCUUGGUCCAGAGAGUUGUGAAAGAUAUCACUAACGCCUUUAAAAGAAACCCGAACAUUGAUGAAAUUGGCCUCAUUCCGUGUCCUGAAGCCCGGUACAACAGAAGCCCCAUCGUCCUGGUGGAGAAUAAGCUGGGAGUGGAGAGCUGGUGUGUCAAGUUUCUGCUGCCUUAUGUGCAUAAUAAACUCCUGCUCUACAGGCAGAGAAAGCAGUGGCUCGACCGGGAAGCUCUGGUGGAUAUAACCAGCACAUUGCUUCUGUUGAAUCCAGAUUUUACCACUGCGUGGAAUGUCAGGAAGGAACUCUUGCAGUGUGGUGUGUUAAACCCAGAAAAGGACCUUUACCUGGGCAAGCUCGCACUAUCUAAACAUCCUAAAAGCCCAGAGACAUGGAUACACAGGCGCUGGGUGUUGCAGAGGCUGCAGAAGGAAUGCUCUCCCUCAGGACAGGAGCUGAAGGAUUCGGCUGAGAGCAGGAGGCAGUGCGAGCGGCUGCAGAGGGCCUUGCAGGAGGAGAUGAGAGUCUGUGCAGAAGCAGCUGGCCGAUACCCCAGCAACUACAAUGCCUGGUCCCAUCGGAUCUGGGUAUUGCAAAACAUGGCUAAAGGCAAUCUGAAGGUUCUGCAUGAUGAGCUGUCCUCCACUCGCCUCUGGGUGUCCAUGCACGUGUCAGAUCACAGCGGCUUCCACUACCGUCAGCAUCUGCUCAAGGCCUUGGCCAAAGAGCUGAGCCCGGCUGCAGAGAAGGAUGUCCACACCAGCCAGCAGCCCAACGGAGAGAACACGGCGACUGCAUCUGAUGACAAUCACCACAAAGACGUCAUGCCUCGGCUCUUCCAUGAGGAGAUCCAACUCUGCACCGAUCUCAUCGAGUCUUAUCCAGGUCACGAGACGCUGUGGUGCCACAGGCGGCAUGUUUUCUACCUGUGGCACCAGUGGAGGAGGGAGCACAUGCAGGGAGCAGGAUCACAAUCUCCAGCUCUCACCCACACCGAUGUCCUCCUCAGCAAAGAGCUCUGUGACAACAACAGCAUCUCCCAGGCAAUGGACAUUGACUGUGUACUGGACGGAAGCAAACAUGGAAGCUACACCCAGGACACCAAGCGACUGAAGCGGGGCCCUCUGCUUCUCCAGCCAGGAUUUCCCUCAGAGCACACAUUCAUCUCUAGAAUCCUCACAGGCUGUCGAAACCCUGAGCAAAGCCGCUUUGCCAUUGCCUACAGAAAGUGGCUGGACUCUGUAAUAGGUCAGUAG
Molecule: messenger RNA, 1300 nt
Organism: Danio rerio (zebrafish)
Lineage: Eukaryota; Metazoa; Chordata; Actinopteri; Cypriniformes; Danionidae
Gene: ptar1
Product: protein prenyltransferase alpha subunit repeat containing 1
Molecular function (GO): protein prenyltransferase activity
Source: RefSeq, marked provisional